Messenger RNA from Aureobasidium subglaciale EXF-2481, 975 nucleotides. RefSeq lists its product as uncharacterized. Gene Ontology annotation, cellular component: endosome; retromer complex. The record is from RefSeq and is a predicted model, not a curated record. The transcript is spliced from 4 exons. Gene Ontology annotation, biological process: intracellular protein transport; retrograde transport, endosome to Golgi. NCBI's taxonomy places the organism in Eukaryota, Fungi, Ascomycota, Dothideomycetes, Dothideales, Saccotheciaceae. Bases 205 to 876 code for a protein of 223 amino acids.
GUUCUGGAUAAUGUUGGAGGAUGAAUGAUGGAGGAUAGAAAAGGUGGAAAGAGUGUCUCGGUGCCCAGCUGGCUGGUCCAAGCUCAUCUCCGCUCCCUCCGCCCCGCUGAUGUCGUUGCGUGUCGCAUCGCGACAAACAGGUAUACAAGUAACAUACGAUCUUCAAGGAACGACGCAGGCGCAUGACACAGCGCAUACCACAUAAUGACUUCCAGACUUGUACUAUGCUUGGGCGACUUGUUCAUCCCGGAUCGCGCCAAUGACAUUCCCGCAAAGUUCAAGAAGCUCCUCACACCAGGAAAGAUUGGCCAAAUCCUCUGUCUAGGCAACCUCACAUCACCAAGCGUCUACACCUUCCUCCGAAACCUGGCUCCCGAUCUUCAACUCGUCAAGGGUGACUUUGACAUUUCACUGUCAACACCUGCUCCUCCGAAUCCCAACGCCGCAUACGCUGCCCCUACCGAUCAGAUCCAAGUUCCCACUGCUCUCUCAAAAGUUGUCACACAUGGCGGUCUGCGUAUUGGCUUCACGCAUGGUCACACCAUCGUCCCACCAGGCGACCCGGACAGCUUAUUGAUAGCUGCGAGACAGAUGGAUGUCGACGUCCUGUGCUGGGGUGGAACUUGCAAAUUCGAAGCCUAUGAGAUGGAGGGCAAGUUCUUCAUCAACCCAGGCAGUGCGACAGGUGCCGUCAGUUGGUCACCAGAUGCCGAGCUCGACUCCGAGGGUGAAGCAGUCUCGACGCCCAGUUUUGUGCUUAUGGAUGUCCAAGGAGACGUCCUCGUCCUCUACGUUUACCAGCUUCGCAAGGACCAGAAUGGUGUUGAGAAUGUCGCUGUCGAGAAGGUCUCGUACAGGAAAAACGCUUCUUCAUAGUAUCAUGCCUAUGCCAGCCCCUCACAUAACGACAUCGAAUACCUUUAGUAAUCCUCACCCUUUGAAAUACAUACCUCAGUCUUGGAACCAACACCCCCA